UAACAAUCACUUCCGUCGCCGCAGUCCCCGCCCCGUUAGAGGCUUGCUGUCUGGCGGGGGUGGAGCCCUAGACCCUGGAGCGGCGGCUCUGGUGGCGGCGGCGCUCGGAAGGCCGGGAGCACUUCUUGGACGAAGCCUGCGGUGAUCCGGUCUGGCCUCCUCGGCAGAGCCCCUUCCAGGCGGUGCGGCUUCCCACUCGAACGGCUUCGGUGACCAUGGGAGACGAUUUCAGGCCAAGCACAAGCCAGCAGGACAGGAUUAUCAACCAGAGAAGGACAACAUCAGACGUCCCAAUGCGUAGAUCAACUGCCAGUCACAACAACAGGAGGAGCCGAUCACCAUUUUCCUCUACGCGUCGUAAUCGUCGUACUUGGGCCAACAGUCAGAGCUCGGGACACGGCUCGCAUGUUAAUAAUGAGGACUACUCCAGGUACCCGCCCCGAGACUAUCGGGCGUCUGGGAGCAGAAGAGGUGUAACGUAUGGACAUAUUGACUGUUUUGGGCCAGAGGACAGUGAGGAGGAGGGGGCUGGGCCUGUGGAACGAGUGCCAAUGAGAGGAAAAGCUGGCAAGGUCAAAGAUAAUAAUAAGCUGUAUGACCCAGAGAAUGGGGCAAGGUCUCUGGCUGGGGUGGCCCCGCAGUUUCCUAGUUUUAGAGAGGAACUGGAUCAGUUAGAGCCAGCCCCUGCUGGCAGGUGCUCUACUGGUAGAGCUGAAUAUCCCCAGCAAAAUCGCCUGGUCUCUCACAGAUCUGCCAGAGGCAAGGGGCUUACCAGAGGGGAUACUUUGGAGCGAGACAGACAGGAGCAGAAUUUACCUGCGCGCCCCAGGAGGGCUCCUGCAAGUAUUUGUGAUGAUGGGGAAAACACCCCAAGGAGUGCAGAGGAACCCGUGGUGAGGCCCAAAAUUCGAAAUGUGAACAACUCCAACUGUGUGAAGCCCAAAAUCUUUUUUGAUACGGAUGAUGACGAUGAAAUGCCACACAGUACUUCCAGGUGGAGAGAUGCUGCCCGUGCCGAUGAAGGCUACUCCAAUGGCCCAAGCCGAAGAGGCCGAAGAGAGAACUUCAUUGGCUAUUGCAGGCCGCCGUUCCCUGAAGAGAGGAGGGAAGCAAGAAAUGAGCCCGGUAAGCCAGAGCAGAUGCCACUCCGGCGCCACACCACGGCUGAUCCUGACUUCUGGACACACAGCGAUGACUAUUACAGGUACUGCGACGAAGACUCUGACAGUGACAAAGAGUGUGUCGCUGCUCUGAGGCGCAAGUAUCGUAGUCAAGAGCAAACGCUAUCUUCCAGUGGUGAAAGCUGGGAAACCCUGCCAGGGAGAGAUGACCGCGAGCCUCAGCGAGCUGGAGUGAGUACCAGCAAUGCAAGCCUUGGCGCUGGAACUAGCUCCAGGGCCAGCAGCAGAUCCAGUGCCAGCUCUAGCUCCAGCAGCAGCAGCACCAGCUCCAGCUCUAGUGCUGGCAGUAGUGCCGGUGCCAGCGUCAGCGUCAGCGCUAGUGUCAGCGUCAGUGGCAGCGCCAAUAUCACCAUCAGUGCCAGUAUCAGUGGCCUUGCCAGUGGCAGCGCUGGCACUAGGGUCAGGGCUGAGGCCAGCAGUAGUGGUAGCUAUCCAGAGGAGGUUCCAGAACCUUCUCUUCAGGAAGGGGAACGGGCGACUUUAGAAGAAGGAGAGAUUCCUUGGCUCCAAUAUAAUGUAAAUGAGAGUAGCAGUGAGGGCGAUAACGAUUCUGGUCCUGAAAUGAUGCAACCUGGAGUCUUCAUGCUAGAUGGCAACAACAACCUCGAAGAUGACUCCAGUGUCAGUGAAGAUUUAGAAGUGGACUGGAGCCUGUUUGAUGGGUUUGCAGAUGGGUUGGGAGUGGCCGAAGCCAUUUCCUACGUGGAUCCCCAAUUUCUUACCUAUAUGGCACUCGAAGAACGCCUGGCCCAGGCCAUGGAAACCGCCCUCGCACACUUGGAGUCGCUUGCUGUGGAUGUCGAAGUAGCCAACCCGCCUGCAAGUAAGGAGAGCAUUGAUGAUCUACCUGAGAUCCUGGUCACGGAAGAUCAUGGCGCCGUUGGCCAGGAAAUGUGCUGUCCUAUUUGUUGCAGUGAAUACGUGAAGGGGGAGGUGGCAACCGAGCUGCCAUGCCACCAUUAUUUCCACAAGCCCUGUGUGUCCAUUUGGCUUCAAAAAUCUGGCACCUGCCCUGUGUGCCGCUGCAUGUUUCCACCCCCUCUGUAAAGACCAAGGGAGUGGACCCUGGUCUGGUUCUUUUCCCCAUCGCAAAGCCACAGUAUACUGCAGGAGCCCUCUCAAAGUUAACAAUGACAGUGACAACCAAUCAGUAAAUUAGACAAAACUUA
Ochotona princeps (American pika) is the source of this 2350-nucleotide messenger RNA. It is a transcript of the gene PJA1, whose product is annotated as praja ring finger ubiquitin ligase 1. The record is from RefSeq and is a predicted model, not a curated record. The transcript has 3 exons. Lineage: Eukaryota; Metazoa; Chordata; Mammalia; Lagomorpha; Ochotonidae. Bases 216 to 2228 code for a protein of 670 amino acids.